GAUUAAAAAAACAAUAACUAUACAUUAUUAAAACUAAAAACUGGCAUCCUCGAUGGUCACCCGGAGGUCCUGCUCCCUUAGCGAAUGAACACGUGAUUUCCAUGCUGCGGAAGUUAGCGGUCGCUGCCGGGCUGGGAGAGCGUGUCAGAGUUAAAUCUAGGAGCUGCUUUUUUUAAGACUGUUAUUAUUAUCAUAUAAUCGAACCAUGGAUGACGAAGAGGAGACCUACAGGCUGUGGAAAAUCAGGAAAACCAUCAUGCAGCUGUGUCACGACAGGGGCUACCUGGUGACGCAGGACGAGUUGGACCAGACCCUGGAGGAGUUUAAGAACCAGUUUGGGGAUAAACCCAGCGAGGGGCGGCCCCGGAGAACCGACCUCACAGUGCUGGUGGCUCACAACGACGACCCCACGGACCAGAUGUUUGUCUUCUUUCCAGAGGAGCCCAAGGUUGGGAUCAAGACCAUCAAGAUGUACUGUCAGAGGAUGCAGGAGGAGAACAUCACCCGAGCCUGCAUCGUGGUGCAGAUGGGAAUGACACCAUCCGCCAAACAGUCACUGGUUGACAUGGCACCCAAGUACAUCCUAGAGCAGUUUCUACAGCAGGAGCUGCUUAUUAACAUCACAGAACACGAGGUGAGAGCCCGGCCCACAAUCACAAGUGCGUACGGGGAUAGAAACUUCCACCAGUCCUGCACCUGGCUUCAGAACUCCCCUGGUUUAGGUUCAUUAUUGAGAUCAACAGGAACCAGCAGUUUGAACAAUCAAGCCCCUGCUAAAUCUGCUCUGAGCCGAUGGUCCUUGAAUCCCUGCGUCUGCAGGUUGACUGUUAGGAGUUAUUCAUGCAGCUGUAAGGGAAGGAGCAAUGGGUUUCACAGGGGCUGCUCACACUCCUGGAUACUGAAUUAUUUAAAUAAUAAACUUCAUUGAUGGCAGUUUGGAAAC
Messenger RNA from Polyodon spathula (Mississippi paddlefish), 943 nucleotides. Its product is annotated as DNA-directed RNA polymerases I, II, and III subunit RPABC1-like. Bases 206 to 928 code for a protein of 240 amino acids. Gene Ontology annotation, biological process: DNA-templated transcription. The transcript is spliced from 4 exons. Lineage: Eukaryota; Metazoa; Chordata; Actinopteri; Acipenseriformes; Polyodontidae. Gene Ontology annotation, cellular component: RNA polymerase II, core complex; RNA polymerase III complex; RNA polymerase I complex. The record is from RefSeq and is a predicted model, not a curated record. Gene Ontology annotation, molecular function: DNA-directed RNA polymerase activity; DNA binding.